AUGAAUGAGAAGAACCAGACGUUGGUCAGUGAGAUUGUUCUCUUGGGAUUUCAGAAUCUCCAUAACUUCAAGAUUCCCCUGUUCUCUCUGUUCCUUCUGAUUUACAUUAUUACAGUUUGGGAGAAUGUCCUCAUCAUUGUGUUGGUGUCCUCCAGCCGGAACCUCAAGUCCCCCAUGUACUUCUUUCUCCAACAGUUGUCCCUAUGUGAUCUCCUAAACUCCACUGUUAUUGUACCAACUCUGCUCAAAAGUGUAAUUAAUGGAGGAGUCACUGUAUCAUUUAUUGGCUGUGUCACUCAGUUUUCUUUUUUCUCUGUCCCAGGAGCUUUUGAGUGUUUGCUUCUAGCAGUAAUGUCCUAUGACAGAUAUGUGGCCAUCUGUAUCCCACUGCGUUACUCUUCUAUAAUGUCCCACAGGGUUUGUGUUACAUUCAUUCUCAUAUCAUGGGCUACAGGUUUUGGCAUUGGAGUCCUUUCAGUGAAUCUAAUAACAAUGUUACAGUUUUGUGAUCGAAACACCAUUAAUCAUUUCUUUUGUGAUUUCUUUCCCCUUCUUGGGCUUGUUUGCUCAGACACCUCUUUUGUUCAAUUAGAAGAAAUCAUACAGUCAUUCCCUGUGGUUAUAUGUCCCUUUAUACUCAUCAUUGUAUCAUAUAUGUGUAUUGCCCAUGCAAUCCUAAAGAUAGUGUCCAAUACCGGGAGACAAAAAGCCUUCUCCACCUGCAGCUCCCACUUGACUGUGGUCUCCAUAUUUUAUGGGAGUAUAAUUGCUAUUUAUGUGGUUCCCCCCACAGGACAGUCACAGACCAUAAGCAAAGUUCUCUCUCUGAUGUUUACUUUGGUGAUCCCUAUGACUAACCCCAUUAUUUACAGCCUGAAAAGUACAGACAUCAGAGAAACCCUUAAAAAAAUGAAGUCUAGAAGGCUGGAAUUUGGAGUAGAUGUUAUUCUCCUCAAACUGAAUCUCAUUCGUGACUUUUCACAUGAUAAACCAUGA
Xenopus laevis (African clawed frog) is the source of this 996-nucleotide messenger RNA. Its product is annotated as olfactory receptor 10C1. The transcript is spliced from 2 exons. Lineage: Eukaryota; Metazoa; Chordata; Amphibia; Anura; Pipidae. The record is from RefSeq and is a predicted model, not a curated record. The coding region runs from base 1 to 996 and encodes 331 amino acids.